AUGGGCGAAGAUACCAUGGGUGAAGAUCUUAUGGAUCUUGGUGCCGGAGCUACUCCAGGCCAGGGAUUCCCCAGUAGCCCGAAGCCCACGCCUUCCGGCGCUGGUGGUGGCCUUUUGAUGCGGCGGAGGAGUGACGACCUCUGGGUACGGAAACUCAUCGAUGAGCUCGUUGCCCGUGCAUCCACGGGAUCCGUAGCUGGAGCUUCCGCUGUACCUCCCAGCAGCAGCAGUAAGCCUCUCGCCGCCGAUGACGACAAUAAGAGAUUGCCGGAGGAGGAUGAGCUGGGCAUGGAGCCCUCGGGCUCCUCUGCAUUUGACAUCUUCGACACCACUGGCACCGAUGACACCGACGACCUCGGGUUCGGUGACGAAUCGCUCGCAAGCGACUCGAUGGAUUCUGCAGGCUCCUUCCCUCCCACUCCCGCUGGGGCCGCCAGUCCCGCGGGCGGCCAGUCAUCCAGCGGCCAGUCAUCCAAGGCCAAGUCACUCAAGGGUGCCAGCCUUCGGCGCCGCGAGGCUUGCAACCUCUUGGCCCGGACGCUGGCCGACGAGCUGUUUGCCCGUGCCGCCGGCCAAGAUACCCCUGCAUCCGUGUCAGCCCCGACUUCGGGUGACGCGUACGCCUCCGAAACUGUACCGACGCCUACCCCUGCGUCGCCCGCGGGUGGCUCUGUUCCUCCUGUUCGCCGCGGGGACUACAACUACUACUGGGCGCGGAUGAUGGGAGAUGCGCUUGACUGA
Molecule: messenger RNA, 741 nt
Organism: Rhodofomes roseus
Lineage: Eukaryota; Fungi; Basidiomycota; Agaricomycetes; Polyporales; Fomitopsidaceae
Exons: 2
Coding region: 1-741 (246 amino acids)
Source: RefSeq, a predicted model, not a curated record